Messenger RNA from Bombina bombina (fire-bellied toad), 1320 nucleotides. RefSeq names its product DMRT like family A2 (gene DMRTA2). The transcript is spliced from 2 exons. Gene Ontology annotation, cellular component: nucleus. Bases 1 to 1320 code for a protein of 439 amino acids. The record is from RefSeq and is a predicted model, not a curated record. Lineage: Eukaryota; Metazoa; Chordata; Amphibia; Anura; Bombinatoridae. Gene Ontology annotation, biological process: sex differentiation; germ cell development; regulation of transcription by RNA polymerase II. Gene Ontology annotation, molecular function: DNA-binding transcription factor activity, RNA polymerase II-specific; protein binding; RNA polymerase II cis-regulatory region sequence-specific DNA binding.
AUGGAAUUGAGUGGUACCCCCUCCGGUUCCCAGAUCCCACAGAACCAAACCACUACUGCUUCUAUCCCAGUUACUAUGGCCGGGACCCUCCUUAGGGGCCCCCAGCUGCUUCUCCGUGCUGCAGAAAAAUAUCCCCGCACCCCAAAGUGCGCCCGCUGCCGGAAUCACGGAGUGGUGUCGGCGCUGAAAGGCCACAAGCGGUACUGCAGAUGGAAGGACUGUCUGUGCGCUAAGUGCACGCUGAUCGCGGAGCGCCAACGGGUCAUGGCUGCGCAAGUGGCGCUCCGCAGGCAACAAGCGCAAGAGGAGAACGAAGCUCGAGAGUUACAGCUGCUCUACGGUACUGCUGAGGGGUUGGCACUGGCUGCAGCCAACGGCAUCAUCCCACCCCGGCCUGCCUAUGAGGUGUUUGGCUCUGUGUGUACUGAAGGAGGCUCAGAAUCCAAGAUCCAGAAGUUUGACCUAUUUCCCAAGAACCUGAUAACCAGAUCGGUCACCCCCCAUCAGCUAGCCCCCGGGAGCAAGACGGUGACCCCAGACAUUGAAUCAGUUACUGGCAGCACUCAAGGUGCCUCUUCUCCAGAAGUGAGGCCCGGCUCGGGUUCCGAAAAUGGUGAUGGGGAGUCCUUCAUCAGCUCCCCAGUGUCCAAAGCCUUGAAGGAAGGUGAGGAAAGCCCAAGUUCCAUCAGCCCUUUAGGGUCAGAAUCUGGGUCAGAUGCAGAGAAAGACGAGCAAGACCCCAGUUCAUCCUCAUCAACCAGACAGAGGACCCCAAUAGAUAUCCUGACACGAGUGUUCCCCACACAGAAGAGGAGUGUCCUGGAACUGGUCCUACAGGGUUGUGGAGGGGAUGUUGUACAGGCUAUUGAGCAGAUACUAAACAACAAAGGCCAGGAAAAGGGUGAUGAGGCUUGGUCCAGGGAAGGAGCACUUCAGAAUAUUCAACCCUCAGUUUCCAGCACCCACAGACCCCUCAUAGCUGGAGCUCUCACCCCGGCAAUCGGAACAAUAGGAAGUAGGUCUGCCUUCUCACCCCUGCAGCCCAAUGCCACCCAUUUCAGCACAGACACCAACGCUUACCAGUUAGGCAGCCACCUGGGACUAAACCCUUUGAGAUUGGCUUAUUCUGCACAUAGCAGAGGACUUGCCUUCAUGACACCUUAUUCCACUGCUGGAUUCAUGCCCACCCUUGGCUUCCGCCCGCCUAUGGACUAUGCCUUCAGUGAUCUUAUGAGAGACAGGGCAAGUGUUCAUAAAGACCAGGUGUACUCUAAUGGACUAUAUGGAUCAGUGGUGAAUAAUACCACAGAGAAACAGUGA